Trichobilharzia regenti is the source of this 1416-nucleotide messenger RNA. The record is from the annotation of a GenBank genome assembly. Lineage: Eukaryota; Metazoa; Platyhelminthes; Trematoda; Strigeidida; Schistosomatidae.
AUGGGUGGAAUACAUACAAAAUCUCAACAACAAAAUUUAAUCAAAACGGCGAAGGAGAAAUACUCAUAUAAUUUCAGUGAUGCUGGAAACAGACGAAUAACAAAUAAUGAUUAUUAUCGUCAACAUAAUUGUAAUGAUUUUAAGUCAAAUUUACGAGAUGAAAUUGUCAAGGAAACCAUAAAACAUAUAUCUAAAAUUGAAAAGAGAAAUUCUUCACAACCGAAAUUUUCAUCUAAUGUUAGGAUGAAUGAUAUUCAGAACCCAAGAAUGAGUUCAGUGUUAUCACCAUUGAAAACUGAUCUACUUAAAAGUGUGGAUGAUACAGGUAUCUCAAAUAAUAGUGAUAUUUUAUCGAAAAUGGAUUCAUCAAUUCACAAAAUGUCUAUUAUGGAUAAGAUUCUUACAAAACAAAGUUGUAAUUCCAUACAACAGAUAAAAACAGACGAUUCAAGAAUGAGUUCACCUGUUGUAAAUGAAACUGAAAAUCACAAAACAACUUCAUCUAGUCUCGUAGAUGGGAAUUCUAAUGAAUUAUACUGUGGUGACCGAAGUUUUUCUAGGCAGGCACAUUUAGUAGAAGAAAAAUCUAAGAUUCCACAAAGUUCUGGAUUCGGUGACAUAAGCAAAACUUUUACCUCAAACAAUAUUCCCCCUUUAUCUACAAAAUUGAAUUUACCUGAAAAAAACAAAACAUCUUUUGAAUCUACACCUAAACAUUCAGCGGGUGUUAUUACGAAUAAAAUAGCUUACAUGAAUCCCAUAAACCCCUCUUUACAAUCAUCUACUAAUAGAUACUUAUCAAAUAAACCUCCUACACCACCGAAAGUUAAUAUGACAAGAAAUACCACCCCUCUUUCUCAAGGAUCACAUACAGGUGUUAGAUCAAGCUGUAGUACAAAGUCACCUAAAGGAAGCAGUCACCAAUCAAGAGCGAAUAGAUCUACAAAUGAACACACUGUAAAAAACCACCUACCACACAAAUCCGGUUACACAUCAAGACCAUCGUCAGCAGAUGUCUGGUCUCGGCGACGCAUAGAAUCUCCUCAAUCACCCGUUACAUCUUGUAAACCUAAACGUUCCUCUUCCAUUACUCAACAACUAGAGAAUGAAGUAGCCCAAGAUAAGUCUUAUUAUGUAUCGCGAAUUGAGUAUACAUUCUACAUAAAUGAUACAGAAUCCUGUCAAAGACCAUUUUACGACCGUAGAGUAGAAGCAAUAGCUCGAGCAAGUCAAUGCAGUAUCUGUCUGCACAGACCUCAACCAGGCAGUAAACCGAUUUUUUAUAAAGGAAUACGUGUUUUACCCGUAACAAUAUUUGCACGAACUAUGAUUUCUCUAAAGCGAUGUCUAGCACGUUUAGAUAUGCAGUAUCCCUAUUUUAAUGUUAAAGCAUUUUGUCCUCCUGACAUGUACUGA